This is a messenger RNA of Morone saxatilis (striped sea-bass), 2365 nucleotides long. Its product is annotated as LIM zinc-binding domain-containing Nebulette-like. The record is from RefSeq and is a predicted model, not a curated record. Gene Ontology annotation, molecular function: actin filament binding. The transcript has 3 exons. NCBI's taxonomy places the organism in Eukaryota, Metazoa, Chordata, Actinopteri, Moronidae. Bases 33 to 449 code for a protein of 138 amino acids. Gene Ontology annotation, cellular component: focal adhesion.
GAGGCUGCACGCCCGGAUUGGAUGAUCCCAGCAUGGAGCGCUACCAGAGAGCCAAUCAGAUGAUGGGAGAGGCAGGAUACAGCAAAGGGAUUCACCCGCAGGCGGUGGAGAUGGACAGACGACCAGGAGGCAUCAUCGUAGCUCCAGUCCUUCCUGGAGCAUAUCAUCAGGGCAUCCAGAUGCAGCAGCAGCAGCAGUAUCACGGCUACAUGCACCAGACCAGCAUGUCGUCUGUCAGAUCCGUCACCUCCCCGCCGCACUCAGCCACCAUGCGUGUUUACCGGGCGCUGUAUGACUACGCGGCUCAAGACCACGACGAGGUCUCGUUCAGGGACGGCGACGUCAUCAUCAACGCUCAGCCCAUCGACGAGGGCUGGAUGUACGGCACCGUGCAGAGAACCGGCAAGUCGGGCAUGCUGCCAGCAAAUUACGUGGAGUGCUGCAACUAGAGGAGGGAGGCAGAGGGAGAGAGAGAGAGAGAGAGAGAGGAGGUGGGCGAAGAAUGAAAUCCACCCUCACUGUUAUAAGAUCAGCAGUCUGUGAUGAUCUUCUUCCUGUGGACAUCACAUCCAGAUGUUUCCAGCUGUUCUAGUAGAUUAUGAAAACAGAAAUUGAUUCACAGGUAAAAAAAACAUCAAGUUGUUUUUGUUUCUCACACACAGAUAUAAUUUAUAUUUCAGCUUCAUGCUUCUUCUCUGGGUGUUAUUGAAAGGCAUUUUGGGAAAUGUAGGCAAUCAUAACUACGGAAGAAGUUUAAGAAGACGUUGAUUUACCCAAAAAAAAGCACAUUUGCAAUUCUUCAUUAUUGAUAACUGCUGGAAUACGCAGAACACCACCGACUGCUGAUACCAGCUGACAGAAUAUCUGAGGAAGGAGAUUUUUCUUACAUUGAGAGAGAGAGAGAGAAGGUAUAAAUCUAGCAUGCUGUCGAUAAGUUAUGUAACUAGAGGAGGGAAAUACGAGAGGAAGGAUGCAUGAAGACAAGUUGUGAGAGAUUAGAAACAUCUGUAACUUGCUUAACGACCUGCAGCAAACUAUAUUAGACUAUCGGCUCGGAUUCAAGCAGAAUGUGAACGAAAUUAGUCAGAAAACAAAAAUCAUUUCAGUCUGAUUAUCGGGCUAGGACGUUUAAAGAGUUCUAUAUGUUUCUUGUUGUCAGUGAAUUACGCUGUUGUUUUUCACUGCUGUUCCAAACACUCACCAGAGCACCACAUGUGGAUUAAUCCGCCACUGAAUAUAGUCCCCAACAAAUGCACAGUUUCUUCCUGCUUUUAAAGAUUCUAACGUCUUCAGGAGGAACCGAUAGGCCGAGAGAUACAGACAGGGAAGUCAAGAAGUAUUGAAUUUGACAAUGAGAAACAUAUUGAAGGGAGAGGAGCAGAGGAAGGAAAGAAGGUAGGAAACACAUUUUAAGAAAUGAGAAUAGGACGGGAAAGAGGGAGAUAACGACUGAAUAUUCUGUCUGUUCCUGCGAACGAUGCAACCAAAGGAAGGAGGGAGGAAAGAAGUACAAGUUUAUGAAUUUAAAUAAGUCCAUGAUAACAAAUUAAUAGGAACACGGUUUUAGAGAUCUCUCAAGUUUAAUCAUUUAUUUAUCUUGAGUUUUAAUUCAUGUUCAGGUGAGUGUAGUUUAGUUUUUGACUUGUGAUAUAAUCUACAGAAAGACAGAAAGGUCACACAGCAACACUAACCUCUGUGUUUGUAAAGGACUGAACUAACACACUGUGUCUUUUCUUUUUCUUGUAUCAAAUGAUUUUGUUUAUUUUUAACUAUGAAUAAAAAGUUUUCACGUCACGUGCUGUCCAGAUGAUUUAACCUCCACACACAGUAACGGUUUAACGUGGACUGAAAUCUGAACAGACUGUGAGUACGUCAGGCCUUGAGAUUUCUGUAUGUCGCAGACUAUUUUGAUACACGGGCUCCUGUCUAUGUUUUGGAAAGAUAUAUUUUACUCUUUUACUCGUGUGUAUCCAGUACGUCGUGUUUUUGGGGUUUUGUUGUCUUGCUGUGUGGAUUGCAUCCUGGUCAUGUGUUGAAUAAAAACUUCACUCAGCCAUCCAUGAGUUGUCAUUCUAGCUGGAGAGCUUUUUGUAUGUUUGAUUUCAUAAAUACUACAUGCAAUAGAAUAUAAUUUACAGAGUAUUCAUGUGUUAACUGUGUUGAUUUUUGGAAUAGGCACUUUGUGUCAUUUCUUUUUUAUUCUCUUGCAUUGAGGAUUUUUGGCUUCUAAUGUCACCAUUGUAAAGUUUUGAUUUAGUCAUUACAGAUUAUAGUUUAUUUGCAUAUUAUUUGAAAUUAUAUAUCACUCAAUCUCAGUUAUGUUUCUUUUUUUGCCAUAUGAUAAUUGCAAUGUGGUAGAAAUAAA